CUAGAAGAGCAGCUUUAUCAGUUCUCAGAUACUGGCAACUUCUAUAUAAUUGCUUUGCUACACACUAUAGAAGAGGAGCAACAACGUUUGCAGCAGUUCAUGCAGACAGUUUGGCAUCAGCAAGGACACAAUCGCAUCUACUACAUUCAACAGCAGGCAGAGCAACUGCUACUUUAUAACCCUUUUCAAGAUAGCAUUAUCCUGGUGCAGGAUGCUUUUAGCUAUCGACGCAUUUACGCCAAUCUUCAUGGCUAUGCAUUGCGUGCUUACAUCUUUGACUCCGUCUACUCGGCUCUCUAUGGCGAUGGUGAGAAACAGCAGGUCCUAAGAGUAACUGGUCCCGAUGCCAAUGUAGGCGAGAUUGUGGCCAAGAAGCUCAAUCUAACCCUGAACUACGUGUGGCCGGACGACGAGUUCUUCGGCGGUCUGAUGCCUGAUGGCAAUUAUAGCGGCGGUGUGGGACGCGCCCAUCGCCACGAACUGGACGUCAUCUUUGCUGGCUUCUUUAUCAAGGAUUACCUGACUGCACGCAUUCAGUUCUCCGCCGCUGUCUACAUGGAUGAUCUCUGCCUCUAUGUGCAAAAGGCUCAGCGUAUUCCCCAAUCGAUUGUACCACUCUUUGCUGUUCGUCCGGAUGUCUGGCUCUGCUUUUUGCUUGUCGGCAUAAUCUGUGCCUUUAUCUGGAUGUGUUUGCGUGCUCUGAAUCUUUGCCUGCGCAUCGAGCGUAUACAGGAACAGCAACAGGCCAAUAGAAAAGAUAUGCAUUAUCUUAGCACUGCUUGGCGCAUCUUUAUCGAUACUUGGGUGGUUUGGGUGCGCGUCAAUAUUGUACAAUAUCCGCCCUACAACUCGGAGCGAAUUUUUCUCGCUUCCAUCUGUCUGGUCAGCGUUAUUUUCGGCGCUCUGCUGGAGUCCAGCUUGGCCACUGCCUACAUACGUCCGUUAUACUAUCGUGAUCCCAAUACAUUGGCUGAGCUCGAUGAAUCGCAAUUGCCCAUCUACAUUAAGCAUCCGGCGUUCAAGGAUGAUUUGUUCUAUGGCCACGACUCGGAGGUUUAUCGUCGACUUGAUGCGAAGAUGAUGUUGGUGGGCGAGGGGGAGGAUCGCCUUAUCAAUAUGGUCUCCAGGCUGGGAAAAUUCGCUGGCGUAACGCGCUCAGCGAGUCUGGAGUUGAGCGAUAGACGCUACAUUCAGACGCACAAGGUGCACAAGAUACCCGAGUGCCCGAAAACCUAUCACAUUGGCUAUGUUCUGCCAAAGCCGUCAGCGUACUUGGAAGGCAUCAAUGCCAUACUCCAGCAGAUCUUGGCCGGCGGUCUUUUGGAUUUUUGGAUUGACGAGAUGAAGGAGCGCGCCAAGAUGAAUAUCUUUCAAUACCCCGAAUACCUGGCCGAACUAAAUGCGAGCAGAUGGAAGGUCUUUACUCUGAAGGAUGUGCAAUUAGCCUUCUACGCCUUGGCUAUUGGUUGUGCACUCGCUGCAGUUGUUUGGCUCCUAGAGCUCUGGCUUAAAUAAAGUAUUUGCAGCACUUUUUUUUACUUACCCUUGCG
Molecule: messenger RNA, 1550 nt
Organism: Drosophila albomicans
Lineage: Eukaryota; Metazoa; Arthropoda; Insecta; Diptera; Drosophilidae
Gene: Ir100a
Exons: 2
Coding region: 100-1515 (471 amino acids)
Source: RefSeq, a predicted model, not a curated record